CAAAUAAACAAGUAAAAUAAAACUUAAGCGAAAAGCAAAAUCGAGUUUUGACACAACCUGUUAACCUUGCCCACGAGAAAUGACCGAACAAAAGAAAUUCAUUCUAAACCAAUAACAUUCGUUUGUCCUCUAAAGUAAUCGCUCGAGCGAAACCAAAGACAAAAAUGAUGUCCUCAAGGCAAAAUUUUCGGAACAGAGAUGUUUCAAUCUCCUUGGGCGUUUUAUUUUACAACAACCUUGGAUCGGCGAUCCUCAAGAAAUCCCUAGUAUCGAGGUGGCCUAAAUACUUCUGUGCAAAGAAAAAAGUGAAGGAACAUGUGAAUGCUUGUCAUAAGCAACUGAAUCCUCGUAAUAACAGUCUAGAGAUGCAAAGUUCGUCCUUCCUGCAUCCUCACGCUACGAUCGCAAGAGAGAUGUGUGUAGUGCGCGAAAUUGACGACGCCAACUGGUUCGAUGAAACCAAUGUGGAUAUCGAAGAAUUAAGUACUGUGCCUACAACUACAACUGAAGAUGCUUAUCUAGUGGUUGCCAUGGAAGAAAGUCUUGUUAAUCUGUGGUCCAAGGAUACUCUACUUUAAUAUUUUUUUCGCAUACCUUUCUUUAUUAU
Uloborus diversus is the source of this 607-nucleotide messenger RNA. RefSeq lists its product as uncharacterized. The transcript is spliced from 2 exons. Bases 165 to 578 code for a protein of 137 amino acids. The record is from RefSeq and is a predicted model, not a curated record. NCBI's taxonomy places the organism in Eukaryota, Metazoa, Arthropoda, Arachnida, Araneae, Uloboridae.